Molecule: messenger RNA, 3885 nt
Organism: Ictalurus punctatus (channel catfish)
Lineage: Eukaryota; Metazoa; Chordata; Actinopteri; Siluriformes; Ictaluridae
Gene: elovl5
Product: ELOVL fatty acid elongase 5
Exons: 8
Coding region: 207-1091 (294 amino acids)
Biological process (GO): fatty acid elongation, monounsaturated fatty acid; fatty acid elongation, saturated fatty acid; very long-chain fatty acid biosynthetic process
Cellular component (GO): endoplasmic reticulum; endoplasmic reticulum membrane
Molecular function (GO): fatty acid elongase activity
Source: RefSeq, a predicted model, not a curated record
CAGUACAAAUCCUGCAGUAGUAGACUUUGUCCCAUCAGGCUUUUGUGAGGCGUUAAAACUGAACUGUUAUCACACGCGUCUCGCUUCCUCCACUCUUCCCUCACUCUCUCACUCACACUCACACACACACACAAACACACUCUCUCUCAGACUGAAACAGCGGGAACGGGGACCCCAAAGGACGUCCAUCCAGAAGGAGGCUAGAAAUGGAAAGCUUUAACCACAUGCUGAACAAACAUAUUGACUCAUGGAUGGGUCCCAGGGAUCCUCGGGUGAGAGGCUGGCUACUGCUGGACAACUACCCACCCACUCUGGCCUUCACCAUCAUGUACCUCCUGAUCGUGUGGAUGGGGCCGAAGUACAUGAGGAACAGGCAGCCUUUCUCCUGCAGGGGGAUCUUAGUGUUGUAUAAUCUGGUGCUCACCUUUCUCUCGUUUUACAUGUUUUAUGAGCUUGUGACUGCUGUGUGGCAAGGCGGCUAUAAUUUCUUCUGCCAAGACAUUCACAGCGGAGGAGAGGCCGACGACAGGAUUAUUCGCGUGCUGUGGUGGUAUUACUUCUCCAAGCUCAUCGAGUUUAUGGAUACCUUCUUCUUCAUCCUGCGCAAAAACAACCACCAGAUCACCUUCCUGCACAUCUACCACCAUGCCACCAUGCCGAAUAUCUGGUGGUUCGUCAUGAACUGGGUGCCAUGUGGACACUCCUAUUUCGGGGCCAGCUUUAACAGCUUCAUCCACGUGCUGAUGUACUCUUAUUACGGACUCUCAGCCGUUCCUGCCAUGCGGCCGUACCUGUGGUGGAAGAAGUAUAUAACACAAGGACAGCUGAUCCAGUUCGUCCUGACCAUGAUCCAGACAUCCUGUGCUGUGGUGUGGCCCUGCGGUUUCCCAAUGGGUUGGCUGUAUUUCCAGAUCAGUUAUAUGAUCACCCUUAUUAUGUUCUUCUUAAACUUCUACAUACAGACUUAUAAGAGGCCCGGGGCUGGGCUGAAAAAGGAUCACCGACACAACGGUGUUAAAUCUGCGAACGGCCACUCGAACGGCGCGACUCAUACAGACAUGGUAAAGCACAGGAAGCCGAGGGCAGAUUGAGGACCUGUCCGCUCAGCCAGUUCCUCCAUAUCUGUGGAACACUUCUGUGAAUGUGUUGGAAAAACGUCCCCAGUCUACACACCGCAGAGAGAAAAGCAAAUUAAAAGUAAAUCCAUAUUAAAGUUGAAGAGAGUCCUAACAUUUUGCACACUUUAGUGUCCUGUUCAUAUAGAAUUCAAAGACAGUACGAGUUGAAAUACACUGUAGUUUAAAUAAAAGUCAUAACAGGGUCUGUAGAAUAUCUACAUGUAGAGUAUAUUAAUGUGUUGUAUGUGUGACGGCCUGGGAAAACCCUUUGGAUAUCAUCGAGACCACCUACUUUCGAAACCAUAAAUCUUUAUCUCAUUACAAACGAGAUGAUCUAGAGAAGACGACAGAGUAACCGUGGACUGUACGUCUAGAUCGCACCGUAAAUAUAACGGAUUCUAAUAAUUCGAGUUAUCGUUUUUUAGUUAAUAAAUUAUAAGAUAUUUUUAUACACGGAACGACAGCCGGACGGACGAGACUUCUGAGAGAGAGAUUAUCUGAUUUAAUUCAUGCUAUAUAUAUAUAUAUAAAUUUUUUUUUUUUUUUUUUUUUUUUCAAGCAUGAAUUAAAUCAGAUAAUAGCAGUUGCUUUUACACAACCAGUGUGUUGGUGUUGCCUCACAGUAAAGUCAGAAGAGAAUCCCCCCCAGACUUGUGGUUGAGAUGCAUGCAAAAGAGAAACAUGUUUCAGAACAACGCGUAGUUCCACAUUUCAAAAUUUCACCAUGUGAAGGGAUUUCCACUUCCACCACACACAUUUUUAUAAUUGUUUCAAGACUGUUUUCGACACAAAAUCUGUUUAUAUGCUUAUAGGAAACAAAAAAAGCUACAAUUUGGGAAACGAUCAAAUACAGAAGUGAUAAUUGGAGUAUUCUGCAGUGGGGUGCAAACGUUUUUCCUUACUAGUUCUGUUGGUUAUAAGUUCUAGUUUACAUUCUUUAUUUUAUUUAAUCUAGAAAAUAUAAUAAUUUGAUCAUUUAAUUUAAUUAACAUCAGUAACUCGAGUUAGAAAUAUUGGUAUUUCCCCCUUUGAGCCAUUUGAGCUGACAUGGACGCCACAUGAUGUUAUAUCAAAUCCAUUCCAGUGUUGUCUGAACACGUUCAGCGGAAUGGAUAAGACUCGAGGAAAACCCGACAAGGCCAAUAUCACAAAUUUGCUUACAUUUUUUUUUUCUGUUUACUUAGUGCGGUCUCAAACUUUUGGACCCCAGCAUAUACGCAUUAAUUUGUAAGUGAUGUUUAAGCACAUAACAUAUGCAGCAUGAAUAUUACAGCCCCAGUCAAAUACAAAAAUCAUCAGGUCUAAAUAUACCUAAAACCUAGCUAGUCCUUCAUGUUUCCAUCAGUGGCUUACAAGACACACGACCUUGCAUUCAUUUGUAUAGUGAUGCUCAGCUAUCCAAUAUCAUUCCACACAAAAAACCGACCAAAGCAAGGUGCACUGAUCUUGAAUGCCACUCGACCAUCAGAAUCUCGCCGGCGUCCGUUUGAUCCGCGAGAUUGCGAGUCAAUAAUUUAGUUGGACGUGCGGCGAUUUCAGAGUCACCGUGCAGUCCACGAAUCACUGAAUCAGCUAUAUAGUCUGUUAGACACCGAUAGAAACGAAAUGUCCGUCACACCAACGAAUUCCAUCCACAAAGAUUUCUAAUGGAACGGCGACUGGUUGAAUUGAAUAAAGUAAUAAUAUUUUGUUGACAUGAUUUUGUUCUAACACUGUCUGAACAUGGGCAUCGAUCAGUACAGCUUCUAGAAAAGUAGUAAUAAUAAAGAAAGCGAAACACUGUCAUAAACCUCGAACGUAAGCAUUGUUUACAAGCUUCGACAUAGUACGUAGUGAUACGGUAUGCCACUGUACUGUCAUUUGUGCCCUAAAAUAGAAAACUCUCUAUUCCAUUUAUGUGCAAAACUCUAAUCAAAUCAUUUUAAAGUAGCCUGUUUAGCAGUCUAGGCUUUACACUAAACGAGCACUUUAUUAGGAACAUGCGUAGAUCUGGCUUAUUCAUGAUUUGUGCAAUUAUCAACUCGGCCAAUCGUGUGGCAGCAGCACAAGAGCUUCAGUUGAUUUCUGUUCUUGGUUGACAGGAGUGGAACCCCGAUGUGACUUUCUGCUCUUGUACCCUCAAGGUUUGGUGUGUUGUUUGUUCUGAGAUGCUUUUCCUCUCAUCACGGUUGUAAAGAGUGGUUAUGAGUUACCGUAGCCUUCUUAUCAAGUCAAACCUGCCAUUCCAUUCUGCUCUGACCUCGGUCAUAUCAAAUAUGCUACCUGAAGCUCUUGACCUGCCAGUGCACGAUUUUACACACUGGGCUGCUACCACACGAUUGGCUGAUUGGCGAACUGCAUGAACGUAUGGGUGCACCGGUGUUCAUAAUAAAGUGAUGAUAAAGUGUUUUGUAUUUCAGCGAGCGUAAUCGUACACUUUAAAACAUUAUUAUAUGUACCACUACCUGUAGCUAUCCUGUUUCUCUGAACACUGCCUUAAAAAACAUAAAGCAACCUUGCUAGCGUUUUUCAACUAGCAUCUUCUCUGUUUGUAUUCUUAUGUGAUGUUUUACAUGACACAAGGUGCAUUCUUGUAACACUAUGUACAGUAAAGACAUUCCUUGGGGCGAUCUAAGCUCUUAACUGUUGCACGGCAGUGAAGUGAAAACGUGUUGUGUUGUGACGUUUUUUAAAUUCAUGUGACAUGCAGGAAAACGCAUAGAUGCUACAGUAGAAACUGUGUCAUUAUUGUGAUUGAAAUAAAUAAAAACCUUAGUGUUUAUCCUGA